This is a messenger RNA of Fragaria vesca subsp. vesca, 1682 nucleotides long. RefSeq names its product probable dual-specificity RNA methyltransferase RlmN-like. Gene Ontology annotation, molecular function: RNA methyltransferase activity; iron-sulfur cluster binding. The record is from RefSeq and is a predicted model, not a curated record. NCBI's taxonomy places the organism in Eukaryota, Viridiplantae, Streptophyta, Magnoliopsida, Rosales, Rosaceae. The coding region runs from base 1 to 1245 and encodes 414 amino acids. The transcript is spliced from 10 exons. Gene Ontology annotation, biological process: rRNA base methylation; tRNA methylation.
AUGAUGACAGCCACAUCAACCGCGCUAAUCCAGCGCGUGUGCUCCGUCCCCCUCGCGCGUGCCGUCCGCACUCGCGCCUUGGCCACCGCCGUGAACCUCUCCACCACUCCCACUCCACGCGCCUCCCCGGCCGACUCCUCGCGCGUCCUGCUCGGCUUGUCCGAAGCGGAGCUCCAGCAGCUCGCUCUCGACUUCAGUCAGCAAGGCUACAGAGGCAAGCAGCUUCAUCAGCUUAUUUACAAAAGAAAGAUUAAAGAUAUUCAGGAUUUUAGUCAAGUGCCUCUGGCAUUCAGGAAUGAACUUGAGGAAGCUGGGUGGAAGGUUGGGAGGUCACCUAUCUACAAUACCGUCACCGCUGCUGAUGGCACUGUUAAGUUAUUGAUAAAGUUGGAGGAUAACCGGUUGAUUGAAACUGUUGGCAUACCGGUUCAAGAUGAGAAAGGUUUGACGCGCCUUACAGCAUGUGUCUCAUCACAGGUCGGAUGCCCGCUGCGUUGCUCCUUUUGUGCCACUGGGAAAGGAGGAUUUUCAAGGAACCUUAAGAGGCAUGAAAUCGUUGAGCAGGUUUUGGCCAUUGAGGAGAUAUUCAAGCAUAGGGUGACUAAUGUAGUGUUCAUGGGAAUGGGUGAACCAAUGAUGAACCUCAAGUCUGUACUUGAAGCACACCAGUGCUUGAAUAAGGAUGUGCAAAUUGGGCAAAGAAUGAUGACAAUUUCUACGGUGGGGGUUCCAAAUACAAUUAAAAGGCUGGCAUCUCACAAGCUUCAGUCGACAUUGGCUGUCAGCCUGCAUGCUCCAAACCAGAAACUUAGAGAAACAAUUGUACCCAGUGCAAAAGCAUAUCCUCUAAGUGCACUUAUGAAGGAUUGCAGCGACUAUUUCAAUGAAACAAGUAGACGAGUUUCCUUUGAGUAUGCCCUGUUAGCUGGAGUCAAUGAUGGAGUAGAGCAUGCACGUGAACUUGCAGAGCUACUUCAUCAGUGGGGAAAGGGUUAUCAUGUGAACUUGAUACCUUUUAACCCAAUAGAAGGUUCUGAGUAUAAGCGUCCAUCCAAGAGAGCUGUACAGGCAUUUGCUGCUGCCCUGGAGUCCGGAAAAAUAACUGUUAGCACACGUCAAACAAGGGGCCUUGAUGCAGAUGCAGCUUGUGGCCAGCUAAGAAACAAGUUCCAGAAGAGUCCUUUAGUCUCCGAGUCUGACAACUUACAACCUGAACCUGAAGCAGAUGUUGCAGUUGCAUGUUAGUGCCACACUUUUUCUGGGGUCUUUGCUCCCCUGCACAGGCAGCCGUACACCACAAGUUUCCAUGUCCUUUCACCAGUGAGAAGCUCGACGAAAGUGGUGUUCAAAGUUAAAGAUGGACUGCACCAUCUAGGAGUGAUAUCUGCAGUAUAUAUGAUAUUGCGUUGGCUGCAGAAGAUAACUUUCUGCGGUACAUGAUUGAGUUUUGGUAAAGAAUGCCGAUUAUAGACAGCUUGGAAGACAGCCAGAGACACUUCCCAAGUUCCCAUCAUGAGAACUUACCAGUAAAGAUGGAAAACAAUCAGACUAGUUUCUUACUAUGUGUCAUCCUUUGGUAAUUACACUGUAAUAUAGUCUUGAGACUAUGAGGCACUUCUAAACUACUCAUUCGUGUCGAUCAACAUAGGUUACUUCAUUAAUUUUAGUACUUUUCUACAAAA